This is a messenger RNA of Epinephelus lanceolatus (giant grouper), 3852 nucleotides long. RefSeq names its product kelch repeat and BTB (POZ) domain containing 12 (gene kbtbd12). The record is from RefSeq and is a predicted model, not a curated record. Lineage: Eukaryota; Metazoa; Chordata; Actinopteri; Perciformes; Serranidae. Gene Ontology annotation, molecular function: protein binding.
UACAUAUCUUUGUCUUUUGCAAUUGCUCAGACCCUCUCUAAGCCCCCUGACUGACCCAUUCGGCCACAUGAACAACACAUGAAAAACAUGGACCCUGACUGGUCUUUUUAGAUCAAAGAUAACAGAGGAGCUGAUGACUAUGAGACAACCUUCUGACUGUUUGUUCAAAGUGCAUAAAACUUCCUCUUUGUAAAUACUAUUGUUACUACAGUUGAGGCAAAAUGGAUCUUACAACCAAACAUGGACUGGUGCUGCUCGACCAGCUGAAGAAGAUGAGGGAGUCUGAGCAUCUGACAGACGUUGUGCUGGUUGCUGAGGGCAUCAGCUUCCCCUGUCACCGGGUCAUCCUGUCCGCCUUUAGCCCAUAUUUCCGUGUAAUGUUUACAUGUGGCCUGCGUGAGUGCAACAACAGAGAAAUAUUCUUGCGCGACACCCCCGCAGACAGUCUGGCCCUCCUCUUGAAUUACAUGUACUGCUCAGAUCUUCCUCUCACUAAUGCCAAUGUACAAGGCAUCUCUAUUGCAGCUUUCCUCCUGCAGAUGGAUGACGUUUUCACUCGCUGUCAGCAGCACAUGACCGAGAACAUGGAUGCUUCGAACUGCCUUGGUGUUUACUAUUUUGCCCGUGACCUUGGUGCAGAGGAACUUGCUGACCAUGCUCAGCGCUUUCUUAGGCAACACUUUGUCCAAGUCUGCCAAAAUGAGGAGGUCCUGGAUCUGGAGGCCCAUCAGCUGGGGAAGCUCCUGAGUUCUGAUGACCUUAAUGUUUCCCUCGAAGAGACCAUUCUAGAUGUGGUCCUUAGCUGGGUCAAACACAGCACUCUGACAGAUGGAGAGGUCCGUUUUCUGCACCUUCCAGAGCUCCUGAGGAAGGUCCGUCUGCCACUGGUAAACCCUGACUAUUUAAGAGAGGCAAUAAGGAGGAACACGGCCCUGCUGGCUGAUGCUGAAUGUCUUGAGAUGGUCAAUCAAGCUUUGGAGGCCGCAUCGAUGCAUCCCUCAGCUGCACCACGCAAACUAAAGCUGCGGUAUGGCAUGGAGACCACAGAUCUGCUGCUCUGUGUCGGAAAUGACGGCAGUGGGAUUAGGUCAAGAUAUGGAAAUUUUUCUGAGCGCAGCUUUUGCUAUGCCCCAUCCACAGGCCGGAUCUACUAUAUCACGUCACCUCGCUAUGCAGAGGCUCUGGGGUAUGUGUGUGCCGGGGUUGUAACUGAAAGAAAUGACAUUAUAGUGGCCGGAGAGGCAGGAGCUCGCAGAAUGGCCCGACAGAAGGAUGUAAAUGUUGAGAUCUACAGGUAUAGAGUAGAGGCCCAAGGAAGCUGGGAGCGCCUGACGUCAGCAGAGUACCGUGAUUCAUAUGCUCUGGGGUCACUGGGUGACACUCUUUACCUGCUGGGUGGACAGAUGAAGCUGAAGAACCAGUUUCUCAUUACUAACUGUGUGGAGCGAUGGUCUAUGCAAGGAGGACCCUGGCGCAGUGCAGCACCCCUGCCUUUGCCUUUGGCCUAUCACAGCGUGGUCACAAUGAAAAAUCGCUUUUAUGUGAUAGGUGGUCGAACGCCACAGUCAUACCGGAUGGAUGAUGAGCCUGAAUGUCUUAGUAACCGCCUUCUGGAGUAUAAUCCAGACACAAAUAAGUGGACAGAGCUGUGUCCCAUGAAGUACUCAAAGUACCGCUGCAGUGUUGUUGUACUCAACGGUGAAAUUUUCGUGAUGGGCGGCAUUGGAUGCGAGGGUGUAGACCGUGGGCAAUCACGCCGCUGCCUCAAUGCUGUGGAGAUCUACAACCCAGAUGGAGAUUACUGGAGGGAUGGACCUCCUCUCCCAACUGCACAACUCUCACUGCGCACCAAUGCCUCUAACGCAGGAGUGGUGGGAGGCAAAAUCUAUGUGUGUGGAUACUACAAAGGAGCAGAUCGUCAUGAUAAUAUAACUAAGGACAUUUUGGAGCUGGACCCAUGGGAGAAGCGGUGGACAGUGGUGGCUCGGCACGCUCUGAUGCAUGACAACUACGACGUCUGCUUAGUGGCAAAUCUCAACCCGAGGGGUCUCAUGUCCCCCCCUGCAGACUUAGUUAAACAGUGACACCCCUGUCAGAUCAGGUCAAAGUUUGUGUGGGAGAAUUAGUGUAGGAAAUUAAUAAUGCACUUAUUGCUGGGCCAAAAGCAUUCACUUUUUUUUCAAGCAGAAAAGGUUGUAGUUGCCUGCAUGAAAGAGGAUCUGCUGUCAUUGAUUUGCACGUUUAGAGAUUCUCAUGUUAAUGAGAACAGAAAGAUAACUUGUAAAUACCGUAUGUUUGUUGUUUUUUUAUCUUGUUGUGUAACAUCAGAGACUGAUCACCUGAAACCUGCAGCUGUGUGACACAUGGCAUUAUCAGCAACGCCAGGAAAUUAUUUCCUUGGACAUACCCCCCCCCAACAAAAACAGUUUCAAGUUAUAAUUAGGGCUGCAAUUUAGUUAUUUUCAUUAUCAAUUAAUCUGACAUUUUUUUGGUCAUUAUUUAGUGUAUGAAAUGUUAAAAAUAGUAGACAAAUUGGAUUUACAAUUUCUCAGAGACCACGGUGAAGUCUGAAGUUUGUUUGUUUUGUCCAACUAACAGGCCAGAACCUUACACUAUUCAAUUUACUGUCACAUACAGUACGACAGAGAAAAACAGGAAUUCAUCACAUUCAAAGCCUGAACCAUUCGAUGUUUUGUAUUUUUGCUGAAUAAUGGCUGAAACAAUUAUACCAAUUCAUUUCCUGUCACUCAAAGGACAACCCAACCGCCAGAAAAAAUAUUGGCAUUCUAACUGUGGUGUAAGGUAGUUAUGAUAGGCCCCAGUGCACGCUAUCAUGCACAUACCGUCUCAUCACAUGAUCCUAGACACAACAUCAACAUGUUACCCAGCGAUCAUUAUUGCACUUUUUUAUGUAACAAAAAAUACCAAAGAAAAAUAUAUUUUUUAAUUAAUCUAAAUAAAUAAUUAUUCAUCUAAUUUAACAAUUUUAAUAGCUGAUUUAUAGUUAUAGAAUAAGUGUAUAAUUUCAUUGUAGAUGCUGUUAACUAUUUUACAAAAAAGAAAAAGAAAAAAAUAAACAUCACAGACUGUUUAACUUCACGAGAGUUCUUCUUUGAACACAGGCAUAUUUUCAUGGUGCCAAUCGCUCAUAAGGACCCAUUCUCGGAGGGCCCACUCUCUCUAUGGGCCCUGCACCUCAAAGGCACCAGUGCAUCUGCACUGCCUGCACUGUCUAUAUUUACACCGCUGCAUUGUAUGUUUCUGCAAACCACGGAUAUGUUACAUUUGUAUGUUAUGAUGUAGUGGAUACGUUAAAAUACCUGGUUUGGAGGGCACUAUCCACAAGAUGUGGAGGCUAAAAAGCCACUGGAAACACAGUGAUGACUUGCUACAACACAAAUGGUGUUGUUGUGUCUUUGUCUUUGGCAGCCAUCUGAUAGCACAGCACCAACUAUCCCCUUCACCUCUCGGCCACAAAGUCAGCCCAAAUAUAACUUCAGAAACACUGAUAUGUGUGUGAAAGACACAAAUGUAACCUGCUAGUGGUUUGCAGAAACGUACGCUAACAUUUUCUUCUCUCAAAUCAGCUGUAGUUCAGGAAGUGAUCAUUGUAGCUCUGGUUAUAAUUAUGGACUUCGAUAUAAAUCAUACCCGAGACACUGGUUUGGUCUAUUACUGCAGGGCAAAUAUUAAGCCUUAUAAUGCAUAUGGUUAAUUGACAUUGUCAGAUUACAUAUACAGUAUAAAACUGAAUAUUUUAUGUUGUAUCAUCAACUUGUUUCUUCCUUUUGUGGUAUUUUUGCUGAAGCAUAAUGAAAUGUUUUCUGCUAAUAAACACACACCUUAAUGAUA